UCUAAGGUAAGACAACAUUAUAUAUUAAUCAACCUUAAAACGUAAAACACGAAAUAGUUUCUUCCAAAUGUGAAAACUGUGAAGUAUUUUUCGUCCUAUUUAAAACUGAUGAAUUCUUUAUUUCAAAGAAAUAAGCACCACAAUGUCAGCCUCAAAACUUCAAAAAGAUGAAACACGAUGGCAGUGUGUUGUUAUAUACUUGAACAGAACAAUUCAUGUGUUACAUCCAUUAAUACAAUCCCGGUUGAACAGGGAACUGGGCCAAUGGUCUUCUAAUGCCAAAGACAAUUUCAGAGCAUUUUCAAUGAAAGUGAAUAGCGAAGAUUACGUCAAAAGUAAUGUCGUCUAUACCAGAAGUGGAACUGGAAGAGGUACCUGGAAACUUCGUGACAACAACUCAACUUUCCAGGAUAUAUUUGGGAAAAUACUUUCUAUUCACUCUAAUCCUGCGAAUGAUAACAUACAGUUCGAUUCAAAUGAUUGGUUGAAAUGCACAGACGUAGAGUCGUACUGGAUCCUUGCAAAAAUCUUCAUGCCGUAUGGAAAUAGGACAAGCCGAAAUCCUGAAGAAUCAGAUGUGUUAUCAUUUUUUGACCUAAUGAGGAAUUGUAGAUGCUUCAGCAAAGACUUCGACCUUGAAGCUCUCGACGAGUUAUGCACUGCGAGGUUUAUAAUCACGUCCAAGACAAGCCUUACGACGCUUGAAAUGGAUGAAAUGAUUACCUGGAUGAAAGUACUGCUGAAUACAUCUUGUUUGAAAUAACAACCUGAAGUGAUGCAUUUACUCCAAGAGUUGAAUAGCUUGGAUGGAACUUCUGUGACAAUUACAUCGCCUGAUAUAAAACGUUUGACGCAAGUUAUGGAAGAGUACUUUCCAGGUACAUCAUUCAGCAGUAUACAACUGACAGAAGGGGCAAACCAAUUAUUCGACUGGUUUUUGAACGAUGGUAUGCGAACCCUCGAAGAAGAAAUACAGAGCCGAAGCCUAAGAUUGAAUUAUGUGGAGGUGAGAAAAACAAUAUAUAAAGCAAUUGGAGGUGUGGCGGGAGCCAGUGUUGUUGGAGGUCCCGGUGUUGUAGCAGCAGGUGGUAUAGCAGCUUUAAUUGGAGCGCCUGUAGUUCUCCCUGCAGUUGCCGCAGGUGUUGUGGCGACAGGCUUAGGGUUUAUUGCAGGAAAAGCUGGAGGAGCAGUUAUUGCGAUGUUUGAUGAAAUUUUGUAGAUUAUAUACCAAACACUCAGAAAAAAAAACGGUAUCACAGAUUACAUUUCAAUUUAUUAUAGCCUAAUGUGUAACUUUUGUUUUUACAUUGAAUUUAAUAUACAAUUACCUAAGUUAUUGAAGUUUACCACAGAAGAUGCAGUGUUGAAUUUUUUAUUUAUUUCUCACAUUUUUCAUGCAAAACGUGUUUAGAUUGAUGAGAUAUCUAUUCAUACUUAUCCUUUGCGUUCUCAUUUGACUUACUUUUAUCUAAAUAUCAACUGACAUUGUUUA
Messenger RNA from Mercenaria mercenaria, 1492 nucleotides. RefSeq lists its product as uncharacterized. The record is from RefSeq and is a predicted model, not a curated record. The transcript has 3 exons. Lineage: Eukaryota; Metazoa; Mollusca; Bivalvia; Venerida; Veneridae. The coding region runs from base 776 to 1219 and encodes 147 amino acids.